UUUUUUUUUAAACUUUUUUUUUUUUUAUUUUCACUUUCCUUUGUAAACUUGAAUUAUCAAAUAAUGGAUAUUCAAGAAAUACUACCUUCUACUGAUCAACGUAGUCUUCAUUAUGCCGAACCACCUAAUCCACAUUAUCAUCCUUCGACUCAGCCUCAAACUCAUCCUAGCAUAACAACAACUGAUACAACAACAGCAACAACAGGAGUUACAGAUACAACGUCAUCAUUACCAACUGAUUCUUCUUCUCUUGCCACCAUACCAGAAUAUGAAAACUCUAAUCCUUCUCUUGUAGAUAAUACAGACUUUUUACCAACAACAACUAUCACCAUGUCCGAAGAUCCCAUAUUACAAGAAAAUGAUAAUGAAAACAAUGAGGAUCCUCUUUUACCAUCUGGAUUGAAUCCCGCUUUACUUCUUAGUGGACGUUUUGAUAAACGAAAAAGUAGUCCUGCUAUCCUUGGGCUUCCAUUUGGUAUCACCGACGACCCACAAUUGGAUUUACAUUUAUCACAACAUCGAAAUUCUAUUGAAGCUGCCAUGUUACUCGCCAAUUUUAAUCGUGUACCAACCAUUACAAAAGAAACAUCAAAAGAAACUUCCAAAGUACCAGCACAACAACAAUGGCAAGAUGAUCUCUCUGUUGCAGCACAAACUCAAGAAAAAACGGCUGAUCAAGAAGUUGCAUCUCUUCGACGACAUUCUUAUGAUGUGGGUAUGAACUGGAAUUCUAUGCCUCAACAAUUUAGAGAUCGGACUGAUUUGUUUAACAACGAUGCCAGUCAUAAUAUCACCCCCGCAUACGGUGUUGCAUCUGCAUUCAAGCCGGUAUUGAAACAAGAAAAUGAUCACCCAUAUUACACUGGUAUGAACGACGUUAAACACACUAAUCGUAUUACAUGGACUCAAGAUGGUUUAUAUCAAUCAUCCUCUUCUGGUUCUUCUACACCCACAUCAUUAGCGCCUUAUCCAUUACUUCAUCCUCAUAUGUAUACCGAUCAACGUCAUCCAUCCGACCGUCAUGAUCCUUCUCUUGUACACCCGUUAGCUCAUCAAUCUUCCACCAAUAGCAACAAUGAAUCUACUGCUGGACAGAAAAGAGAAUUCGCUCAAGAACAUUAUUCUUAUUCGCAUUAUGGUGAUCAACAACAGCAGUCUAUUCAUCCUCAUCAUCCUCAUCAUGUUUAUCUUCCACCUCAACAACAACAACAACAACAACAAUCUGGUUAUUAUUAUCCUAAUCCACAUCAUCAUCCUAUUCCUCCUCAUACACCUCAUCCUUCUCUUGGUGGUAAACUUCCUCUUCCUACAACACAAGGAAUGCAAUCUUCUUCUUCCACUUAUCCUCAAGGUACUCAUCCUAUGCAUUUACAACAUCCUUCUCAUCUACAAGCUGGAUUAAGUCCUCAUCCAUCAUCACUUCCACCUGGAGAUUAUGCUGCUUAUCAACAAGCUGUACAUGCUCAUGGUCAUCCUGCAAAUAAUAUGAUGCUUCCUCCACCAGCAAGACCCAAACGGAAACGUGUGCCAAAGGAAACGGAAGAAAUCGUUGAAGCUGGUGAUGCAGAUUUCCCCGAUAUGUGUCCUCGUGAUGUGGAAUUGGCCAAAACUGAUCCUGAAGCAAGACCUAGACGACAAAAGUUACGAUUUGAAGGUGAUAUGUAUACUCCAAAAUGGGUACGAUAUAAUGGACAAUCCAAAGAAGGUUUAUGUGAUACAUGUCAACCUGGUCGUUGGCUUCAAUUGAAAAACAGUGCUUAUUGGUACCACAAACAAUUUUAUCAUGGUAUCUCCUCAGUUUCUGGUGCUGAAUUUGUACAACCAGUGGAAACAAGAUGGGUGGAUCAAGAUUUAGUAGAAGGACUUUGUCAUCAAUGUCAUCAAUGGGUAGCUGUUAGUAAUGUCAAAAGAAAGAAUAGUGUCCUUUGGUUUAGACAUGCUCACAAGUGUCAUGUUUAUCAUAAACCAAAGAAUGCCAUUGCUCGAAGACCAUGAAAUUGUCCAUGUAGAAAUCUCUAUUUGAUUCUCUC
Molecule: messenger RNA, 2030 nt
Organism: Halteromyces radiatus
Lineage: Eukaryota; Fungi; Mucoromycota; Mucoromycetes; Mucorales; Cunninghamellaceae
Exons: 4
Coding region: 64-1995 (643 amino acids)
Source: RefSeq, a predicted model, not a curated record